Molecule: messenger RNA, 3222 nt
Organism: Penaeus indicus
Lineage: Eukaryota; Metazoa; Arthropoda; Malacostraca; Decapoda; Penaeidae
Gene: Nop17l
Product: protein kintoun-like
Exons: 2
Coding region: 183-2642 (819 amino acids)
Cellular component (GO): cytoplasm
Source: RefSeq, a predicted model, not a curated record
GCGAGUGGAUGUUGUCACAGUUUUUCUGAAUGGUUAUCAUAUUUCAAUCCAAAAGCAAUGUACAGCAUGUGCUUACUACGGCGACUAAAUGCGAUAUGCAUAUUUGAAUACUUUAAGGAGAAAUCGGCACCUCGCCUCAGCAACGGCCCGGACUCCAACCGAUCUAAUAAUCAACACCCAAUAUGGCUACUUGUGAAUCGUUCGCUCUCCGAGAUGUGUUUUCUGAAGAUAAUUUGUCCCUUUUAGCGAAGUUAUUCAAGGAUGAAAAAUUUCGAAAACUUUUUACAGAGUAUGCUAAAGACCUUAGUGAUCCGGAAAAGCAGAAACAAUAUGAGCGUGAGUUAAAACAGUACGAAAAAGAGCGUGGGGUUGACAUUGUUUUCGUAGAGCCUCGACCCUUCCUCGCCCUCGCGGCCGAAGGCGGCGAUGGAGAGCGGGUUUUCGUGAAUAUCUGCUUGAGUGACGCAGUUCAGAAGCCAUCCUUCGAGAUAGUUAACGAUGGUCAUCAGAAAGGCGAGAAAUGGUCCUUCCCCCACGCUAUCCCCCAGCCUCGCCGGGAACACCUUAGUAACGCCGUGUUGCCAGGGGACGGCGGGGGGGCGCCUGCCGCGGUGCACGACGUCGUCUUCCAUCCCGACGCGAUGCUGCUGGCUGGUCGUAGCAACCUCAUGAGGCAGACUAUUAUCAAGACCGCCCUGGAUAGCGUGAAUAAGAACCGUAAUGCAACCAUAACAGAUCCAAAAGAAAUGGAGGGGAUAAACUACAUUGGUCAACCAGUUAAGUCUGUGAUAAAGAAGGUUGUUGAUCAGAAUUUGUAUGAUGAGAGUGAAAAAUGUGAUAUCUUUGGCCAUAAAAAAGAAGUAAGGACUAGUAGCAAUAAGAGAAAUAAAGAAAAAAAUAAGAAUGCCAAAGAAAAUGGAACCAAAAAUGGGAAAGGAAAACAGUUGGAGCCAGUAAAGCCAAUUCACAAAAUAAAACAUGUCAGUAAGCUUGACAUGCAAAAUUUCUCUGUGCAAUUAAUACCAGACUGGAAGAAUGGAAGAACCAAUCGUCCUGAAGCCUUAGAGGUUGAGGUGCUACUUCCAGGCAUAACUCGUGCAGUGCAGGUUGAUGCCCAAGUGCUUAAACAGAAGCUCCAUCUAACCACAGACUCAACACCUCAGUACAAAUUGGAGUUGCCUCUGCCAUAUCCUGUGGAUGAUGACUCAAGUUCAGCCAAGUUUGAUGUGUCAACCCAGAAAUUAAUCCUAACUUUCCCUGUGAUACCUUCUGGCAAGAAAGAUCAGAUGUCUCCACAUUCUCCUUCUUGUGACUCUGGUAUUGAGUGUGAAAUUGGUUACAGAACUAAUAGUGAUGGGGAUAAUUCCUCAGAGGUUUCAGUGUCAUCACAGGAGGAUGCAUCAAGGGAGGAAGAUUCAUAUGACAGUGUUUUUGGAACAAAUUCUCCACCUCGCAAGCCAAUGAUUAUCCCAAGCUAUGCAGUCAAGCAAAAUGCAGAGAGUCUCAGUAUCACCCUCAGCUGUGGCAAUAUUUUGCCUAAUAGUAUUGAGGCAAGGAAGACAGAUGAGCACACUGUCCAUGUAGAGUUGGCUAGCAUAGGUGGUGGACAGACUCUUCUUCACUAUGGGCUGUCAGUUAUGUGUAAGCCUCAUGUGGUACCUGAAUCAGGUAUAACAUAUGAGCUGACAGAAGACAGUGUCUUGUUAACCAUCAUGAAGGAUGAGCCAAGCAGCUGGAAGAAUUGUCAGGUUGGCAGUGGGGAUAACUUUACACUCGUGGAACUAGACCCUGUGCCAUCAUCUGCUGCCAAAGAGAAAAGUGACAAAGAUAAAUCUAAGGCGGUGCACGACGAGACGACGCAGUGUGCUGGCGGCGAGGACGGCCAGGCCAGGGCAGAGGGCAUACCUCCACGAUCUCCGCGGAUAUGUCGUACCCUAAGCAUGUGUGAAACUUCUGCUCCACCUCGCACGAUGAAGAGCGCCACCUGCUCGUGGCCGAGGGGUAUCCUCAAGCACCGCACGCGCUCCCUCAGUGAGUCCCAGGUGGGCGCUCUCACCCCGCAAACCUCCCUGGCCUCAUCCCUUGACCUGGAUCUGCCAGAGGAUCUCCUUUUGGAGGGCGAAGAGGAGGAGGAAGAGGAGGAUGGCAGCAUGGCCUCAAGCCUUGGGGAGAAGAAGAGCGUCCGCUUCAACGAGGUUGUAUCUCGACAGUUGUUCCGCACCAACCGCUCCAUCCUGGUGGAGCGCGCCAAGGCCGAGAAGAUGAAGCAGAGGCGGCGAAGGAACAAGGGUCGCCGCCAAUCCGAUAGCGACCGAACCUCGGAGAGCUGCAGCGACAGGGAGAACGACGAAUCAGGGCGACGCCGACGAAGGGACACGGAAGGAAGCAGCGAGGAGCAGACUUCCGCCACUGCCACGACCACCACCGAUGACGAGACCACCACGGACACCUGCGACGUCGACGACCUCGAGAAUAACAAUUAUACUAAGAACACUAAAAACAUCAUCAACAGGAAGGAGAAUAAGAAUAACAACGAAGGAGGAGGUACGGAGAAGUCUAAGAAAAAGAGGAAGAAGAAUAAGAAGAAUAAGAAGUUCGAACCUUCCAACAACUUCAUCUUCCAGCUUGAUAUUGAAGCUUAAUAGAGAAAGCAAGGUGUGGCAUGAUUAUAGAAUAAGAGUAAGAAGUAGACAGUAAAGGAGAGCGAGUAUGGGGAUACAGAAGCAGAAUAUAUAUGUUGGCAGGGGAAAGAAAGUAGUAGAUAGAUGUCCUACAUUGUUGAUUACACUGCAUUUGAAAAUGGUGUUUCUAAGGUAAUCACCACUUUUAGCGUAUCCAUCAAAUGUGUUAAUGCCUAAGUCAAGUUUAUGCACUCAAUUAUUUCAAAUAUGAUUAAAAUACACUGGACACCUGCACACCCGCACAUGAUCUUGUACACAUUUAUUAAGAAUUACUAAAAUAUAUCCUACAUUUCUCUUGCUAGGAAUGACCAUGAUAGAUGCUUUCUUUAGAAAUAUAAGGAAUGCCAUAAGUCGUUUACCUUUUGUUUGUAAUGUAAUAUUUUCAGUUUUAUUUGGUAAUUUUAGAUGUAGAGGAAGAAAUACAUAAUAUAACCAUAAAGUAAAGGAUUUGCUCGUUUUAUGUUGUUCUUUACAUCUCAGUAUAUACUAUGUUGUUAGCCAUAAUUCCUUAAGACUUCACGAGGGAAUUGACUACAGGAUG